AUGGGCUCUAUCCAAGAGGAGUCUGUCCCAAAACCAUCUUCUUUAUCUGUGAGCUCUUUGCUCGCCAAGAAAAACAACAAAGUCCUUCUGUGCGAGACGCAUGAUCGUUUCUCUACUGAGAUUAUCAGAAACGGUGUCGGCAAAGAUGGCCAAGUGUUUGAUGGUAUCUGGUAUAGCGGUCUCACUCAGACCACCUAUCUCGGUGUGCCGGAUGUUGAGCUCAUCUCCCCUCUUCAGCGAGCAUCACUUCUUGCUCUUAAUGGAGACUUGAAGCGCACAACAAAUGGCCGCCCCCUCUGCGCUGCCUUCGAUGCCGACAGCGGUGGCAACAUUGGUGAAAUUCCUGCUCUAGUGACACUCUUGUCUCUUGUCGGCAUAGGAAUGGUUAUUGUUGAAGACAAAGCCCUCACAGCACCUGGCCAAAAGGUCAACUCCCUUGCUGCCACAUCAGGCACACAAGGCCAAGCUGAUCCGGAUGAGUUCGCUGGCCUCAUUCGUGCUUUCAAAGCAGCAAGUACAGGCCGUGACAUUUUGACCACCGCCCGUAUUGAGUCCUUUACGUGCCGAAUCGCGAAAUCUGACCCAGUUGAAGAAAAAGAGUCCUGUGAGAAGGCUAUGGAAGAUGCAUUGCAUCGUGCAAAGACCUACUACGCAGCGGGAGUUGAUGCUAUCAUGAUCCAUUCAAAGAGCAAGUCUCCUGAUGAAGUUAUUCAAUUUUUGCACAAAUACCGCGCUUUUGAUCCUCAUACCACACUGGUUGUCGUACCUACUUCUUACUCGGCAACCACAAAGGAGAGUCUCUACGCAGCGGGAGCUAAUGUGAUCAUCUAUGCCAACCAUUUGAUGCGGGCCAAGAUCACUGCUGUGGGUCCCAUUUCAGACAAGGUGCUUGCACAAAACCCGGACCUUUUCAUAGACGAUAAAGAGGCACUUGCAUGCAUCCAGGCCCGGAACUACGGGUGUUUACUAAGAAAGCUACGAGAGCGAAGUUACUGGGGUGAAGAGACCAAAGAGGCAAGGCUGUAUAGAAUUGUUGCAGAGACUCUUGCUUCUGAGAACAUCCAGGCAGCUGUAAACGAUUUGUUGGAUGGAGACCUGGCCGGCUGUGAGGCGGACAAACGGAUUAUCUCAGUGAAGGAGUUGCUGAAGAUCAAUAGUCAGCAAGUCGCCCCGGUGACGGAACUUGUGGGUUCGUCACAGAAUUCCUGA
Talaromyces rugulosus is the source of this 1209-nucleotide messenger RNA. RefSeq lists its product as uncharacterized. The transcript has a single exon. The coding region runs from base 1 to 1209 and encodes 402 amino acids. The record is from RefSeq and is a predicted model, not a curated record. Lineage: Eukaryota; Fungi; Ascomycota; Eurotiomycetes; Eurotiales; Trichocomaceae. Gene Ontology annotation, molecular function: catalytic activity.